AUGUCUGCUCGUUACGCAAGUGAAGCUCCAAAAAAUCGUUUCUUGAAGAGUGCAGUGGCUGAGAAUCUGGCCACGUGGAGUGGAAGCUCAAGCGACCAAUCCAAGAGGGGAGUUCCCACACCGGAACUUGUUGAGGUCUAUCGCCGUUGGGGUGAAGGUCCAAACAGCUUUGGUGUCAUCGUCACUGGCAAGAUUGAUGUCGAGUUCGACUGCAUGAGCAGCAUUGGCGACAUGAUCAUUACCCCCGAGUGCAAGCUUGAGGGGGAACGGUUCGAAGGGUUCAAGGCCGUGGCUGCGGCUGGCAAGGCUGAUGGUAGUCUCAUGCUGGGUCAAAUCACCCACGCCGGGAGACAAGUUCAAAACAAGAUCCAACCCAACCCGAUUUCGGCUUCGGCAAUCGGACUUGAACCUAGAAUGGGUAUGGAAUUUGGCAAGCCCCGUGAAGCGUCCAAGGAAGAUAUCAACCGCGUCAUUGAAGGGUUUGCGCAUGCAACCGAGUACCUUGAGAAGGCCGGCUUCGAUGGAAUUCAGCUCCACGCGGCACCACGUCGUCUCAUCGCCCAAUUUCGAUCCCGUACCACGAACCAACGUACGGAUGAGUACGGGGUCCAAACACUCGAGAACCGUACCCGUCUCAUCGCCGACAUUGGCAAGGCCAUCCGCAAGCGCACAUCUCCUGAUUUUAUCCUCGCAGCAAAGCUCAACAGCGUCGAAUUCCAAGACGGCGGCGUCACCCCUGAAGAUGCUCAGGAGCUUUGUGCAUCUUUUUCGGACCUAGGCUUCGAUUUCCUCGAGAUCUCGGGAGGUACGUUCGAGGAGCCAGCCAUGUCUUGGAAAAAGGAGUCCACUCGUAAGCGGGAGGGCUUCUUCCUAGAAUUUGCCGAGACCGUCGUCGCGGGUCUGGGAGACCGGGACACACGCAAGACCAAGGCGUACAUUGUGGGCGGUAUGAGAACCGUCGGAGCAAUGGUAAAGGCCCUUGAUAUUGUCGACGGCGUCGCCUUGGCUCGGCCCGCGGCUCAGGAGUUCCGCAUCCCUUCUGAUAUCCUUGAGGGACGCACUACAGGAGUAAUUCGUCCGGUCCAGAUGGUGGAGGACGAUUUCGGGCUUGGGGUCGCCGCAGCAGGUGCGCAUAUUCGACAAGUUAGCAAGGGACAGGAGCCUUUCGACUCGAGCAACCCUGUGGUGAUCGGAACUUUCACCUCAGACAUGCAAGCAUGGUAUCAAGAUAUGCUUGCCGAUGGAUACAAGCUUGAACAUCACCGUGGGGUAGACUUCUCCGGAAAGGCGGUGCCGUACGGUAGUGAUACGGUAGCCUAG
This is a messenger RNA of Colletotrichum phormii, 1320 nucleotides long. RefSeq lists its product as uncharacterized. The transcript has 4 exons. The record is from RefSeq and is a predicted model, not a curated record. Lineage: Eukaryota; Fungi; Ascomycota; Sordariomycetes; Glomerellales; Glomerellaceae. Bases 1 to 1320 code for a protein of 439 amino acids. Gene Ontology annotation, molecular function: FMN binding; oxidoreductase activity.